Messenger RNA from Lymnaea stagnalis (great pond snail), 16433 nucleotides. NCBI's taxonomy places the organism in Eukaryota, Metazoa, Mollusca, Gastropoda, Lymnaeidae. The record is from the annotation of a GenBank genome assembly.
GAGAAAUUUAACAUGGCGUAGCACAUCAAAAUGGAGGAAAAGAGAGACAUCUUUGAUAAUAAUAUUGUUUAGUUUAGCUUACAAGCUGUAUAAGUGCUAAUGCUGAGGCAGUAGUGAUCUAAACUGUAUACAAUGACGGAAGAAGGAACAGUUUUGAGUUUAACCGAUGAUGAGGAUGAUUUAGAGGAUGAGCCUUUACCUGAAUUGUCCGGAACAUUGUGCAAAUGGACGAAUUAUUUACAUGGUUGGCAGGACAGAUAUAUUGUUUUGAAAGACAGCGCAAUAAGUUAUUAUAAAUCCGAAGAUGAAAUAGCAUUUGGUUGCAGAGGUGCUGUAUCUCUCUUAAAAGCAAAUGUUACUGUAAGUAAUACCUGAGUUAACUAAAGCAGUAAUACUUUUAAUUAAAAAAAGUAAUCACCACAGACUUGUAUUGCCGAUAAUAAUAACUUUAAUAACGAAGUGGAUGCAUACACCGCGGCGGUGUACCUAGCGAAACCAUCGGCUUUGGCCUGCGUAAACCGCAGCGGUGUACCUAGUGAAAUCGUGGGUUUUGGCCUGGGUACACUGCAGCAAAAAUGUACCAUUGGCCUGGUUUUAAGAUAUGCCUGUUAGAAAAGAUCUUGUGUGGUCAAGUGGUAGAGUGGACGCUUGGCGAUAUUAUAUAAUGAGAUCAAUUCCGAGUUUUUUUUCCCCAUUUUAAUUAAAAAUCUUUUAUAUUUAAAUUAUCAUGUUCAUUUGCAACAGUAGUUUCAUGAGAAGUUUUUAAAUAUUUUGUAGCAAUUUAAACAAUUUAAAUAUAUGUUAUAUUCAGGUUACGAAGUGUCUACACGUCCGGCGCGCCGGACGUGUAGUGCGCAAGAUACACGUCCGGCGACUUGUCACGUGACCGCCGGACAUGGCCGGACGGCUAGUAGUUUUUAUAAUUCCAAACGAAGUACGAUUUAGUACAUCUUGUCUGGUCUUGUGGUAGAGUGGUUGCUUGACGAUAGGAAUGUUUGAGGAUCUAUACCGGGGAUAGGGUCGUUUUUUUUCUUCCCAUUUUAAUUAAAAUAUUUUGUAUAUAUUUAUAUUAUCAUGUUCCUCAGCAACAGUAGUUUCAUGAGAAGUUUUUAAAUAUUUUGUAGCAAUUGAAAUAAUUUAAAAUGAAAUCUUUAACUUUUAUUGGUUGCCACACUGGCCCCUAAUUUAUUUUAUGGAUUACUGGUACACAAAAAAUAACAAACUAAACAAAAAUGUUUACAAGCCACUUUCACUUAAGUUUCUUUUUCUAUUAUUUGCAUUCAAGAUACUCAGUACAUUACUUGGUAGAGAAAUACAUUUUAAAAUUAACAAUAAAUUUGAAUUAUUCACAGUCACGUGACAAGGCUGACCGACAAGAUAUCUCUCGCCACUUUGUUACGGUGGUCAUGUGACUUGGUCGCCGGACACAUAGUGCGGGAGAUAGAUGUCCGGCGCGCCGGACGUGUAGACGUGUAUUAAGUGUUUCAACAUGUUGCCUUUUAAUUUGAAAAUCCCGGUAAUAUUCAUAAUAAGACAUUAGAAAACAAACUGAAAGUUUCCAAAAGCGCAUGUAUAGUGUAUGUAACGUUUAUAAGAGAAACAUUUUGAAUACUAAGUUACUAGAGUGAUAUUUUAUUGUAUUUCAACAUUCAUCGUGUAGUUGAAUAAUAUAUUGACAUUUUACUUUUACCAACACCCAAAGAAAAUACCAGUAUAUCAAUAAUAUCAUAUGAAUAUUAAUGUGCAUGGUUGUAUUUCAACCAUCUUGCUUUCACUAUACAUUGGCAAAAUGUACACACGAUAUCAACGGUUCAUUCACAACCCUCAGUCUCACAGCAAAACUUUUCAAAACACCACGAUUUUAGAAACUUACGGCGCGGUAGCAAACUGUAUAGCAAAGCCAUAGCUUUAGGUCUGCGUUUACCCUGUUCAUGACGAAAUUUGUUUCCAGAAUGGCGUGGCAUGUGCUAUUCUCAGGGUAAAACACAACGUUUUCCCACAGAAAUCAUUGCACAAAGCGCUUGGGACAGGAUUUGCGCUAUUUCAAAUUUUUUUAAUUUGUUAUUUUUUGUUAAGACAUUGAUCCUUGCUGAGGUUUGGAGGUGAGUUAUGGGCAGAGGCUUAACCAAAAAGGGGGCCUACACAAAUCACGGCUCUGGAUAGGGGUUGUCCACAAAGGACGUCCGCGCAACAAACUUACCUUUUGCAUCCCCCCAACCCGGAGAGUGUUGGGGGGGGGGGGAUGCUGAUGUCCGCCGGCAUUUUUUACUAAUGUGUAAUGCCAAUCUAAUUCAAUGAUAGUUAAUUAUUGCUAAAAGACUUUAAAAAAUCGCUGCAGUUUUUCGUAUUGAUCAUCAUACUGUUGUUUUGUGUUAACAAUUGCUUGAUAUCUGUAACACACAUGCUCUGACAUCAUUAUCACUGUAACUUAUUUCUUAGGCUGUGGGUUAUGUCAGUAGCACGGUUACUUGUUUUAAGUUAGUAAUUCAGAAUGCCGGCUAAGACUUCAUCGUUCUUCCUCGUAUUAUCCAGGCACGUAAAUAAGAAUACUGAAUCCUGGUUAAACUGACAGUACUUUAUUAAAUCACAGUUUACACAGAUAAUAUUAAUAAUAAUCCUGCAUGAAUGUAAUCAUUUCACAUAUAUAUAUAUAUAAUAUUCCAUCACUCAGAAAGACACGUCCUCACACUGCUAUAACUCAGCUCAACUGUACUACAUCUCAACUCUAACUCAACUCCGACUAACUCUGACUCUCCUUGCGCUCAGCUCUCCUUAUCUCAGUCAACUCAUACUUUAUUACCAGCAAAGCGUGGAAAACAACCGCUCUGACAAAAAUAUAAUUUUACUCUCCAAAAACGUGGAGCUCACAUUGUCCUCUCAAAAUACAUGGUCAACACAAUUCACUGUUCACUCAUGCUACCUCUCUGUUUUCAUGUGAAAACAUUGUCCGUUACAAUAUCACAAUGUCAAUGCCUCGGACAACUUUAACUUCACCACUUCAUGAUCUAUGUAUGUGAUUCUCUUCCCAUAAUGUCUUUGUGGCGUAAUUAUAUGUUGGUGCUAACAAAAUAGAUACACUGGCUUCCCAUUCAUUUUUACACCGCCUCCCGAGGGAUCAUAUACAAUGUUAUAAUUAUAAUGCCUUCCCCCCCACCCCAAAAAAAACAUGGUUUAACGUUACACCCCCAGACCGCUCCCUUCCAAUAAAUAAUAAGAAAUGCUCUACAAGUACUUUGCUACGUCAGCGUGGAACUUAGUCAAUAUCUUCCUCCAAAGGGGCCAUCCAUAAAGUACGUCACGCUAUUUUUGACCAUUUUUAACCCCCCUCCCCAUCACAAACUGUCACAAAUCUCGGAACCCCCCACCCCCCUCCUUAAGUACUUCACACUUUCGAACAAAAUUUUUGUUUAAUUAACCCCUAAUUAAAAUUUAAUCUAAAACACACUUCACUAUUAAACUGUAUUGAAAUAUAAAAUUUCCACUUAAUUUCCACUAUCACAUUAUUAAAAUGACUUUAAUAGUAGAAUAGUUAAUUGUCAAUAGUUGUUACAGUUAUUCAUUGAAGCAGUAAUUCAAUCUAGAUUGAAUUUGAAAACAAAAAUUGCAAAAAAUUAGACUAGACAAUUAUAUAAUACACAUCAUUUACCUGCUGUUUUUUCAUUUACAAUAGGUGAGGUCAAGUUUUAGAUAAUCUUCCGAUUAUGCAAUCUUUUACACAGGUUAAGAAGUAUACCAAAUGAUUAAAUAAUAAAAAGGACAGUGACAGAAUUAUGCAGCGAACAACAUAGAAAUAAUAAUACUUCAGGAAAUACGAAAGCAAGGCUAUACAUAAAACAAGGCUUCGCAACAGUGUACUAGCGCUACUAGCGAGAGGAAUCGUGAACAACACAUUCAGGAGAUUUGCAUUUUAUGCUAUUUUGACAUAAAGCUAAUUCAAAUGAUACAGAACAUUUUUGAAAAUUAUUCUUUAAAGCUAUUAAAUUCCACUAAAAAAAUAAAAAAUAAAAAAUAAAUUAGAAAUAAAAUUUAAAAAAAAAUGUGUGACGUCACACAUGGCCUGACCCCCGACCCCUUCGUCACAAACUGUCACUUUCUUACACUCCCUCUCCCCUCUGGAGCGUGACGUACUUUAUGGAUGGCCCCAAAGGUACUAAACGAUUUUUAAAUAAAUAGUUUUCAGUUUUAACAAGAGUAUAACAUUAAAUCUACAAGUACCGGUUAGGCCAAAAAGUUAAAGACUCGCAAAGACCAUUGUUUUGCUACUUUAAAUCAUUGCGGUGUACGCAGGCCACAGACAAAAAUUUAGCUAGGUACACCGCCGCGGUGUAUGCAGGCCAAAGUCAAUAGUUUUGCUAGGUACACCGCCGCGGUCUACGUAGUGCCGGCCUAAUAAUAAUUGAAAUUGAAAUGAUAUUGCAAUUUUUAAAAAAAAAAUCGCUAAAAAAAGUUUAUCUUGAAUUCAGUUAGUGAUAUAGCUAAUGAUGUCUUUCAAUAUAAAAUUGCAUUUAACGUGCGUAAAGUAUUUCUUCAUGAAUUUCUCAUUUUUGCAUAAAUCAUGGCUCAAUGUUCAAUUGGCCCCCCCCAAAAAAACAACAAAAAAAACAAAACAAAACAACAAUCACAACAAAGCAAGUUGCUGUGGAUGAGUAAAAUGUACUUUAUUUUAUUCACGGAUUGCUUCUAAAGUUAACUAUUUUCUUUUUUGAUUUUAAAAUGCCAAUGGAAUGUAUUUUAAAAUUAAUAUUUCAAAGUAAUAAAAGCGAGGUUAUUAAUACCAGUAUUAAUACCAGAAAACUGGGUUCUCAUUUUGGCUAGUUGAGUCAGAUCAUUAGAUUUAGAUAAAUGGCUUUUGACUUUAUUGAUAUGAUUUUUAUUUUAUUUAUGGUGGAACCUUUAAUAAAGUGUGUAAAAGUGUAAUUACAGUAUGCGAACCAGCUGUCGGUAGGGUUUUCAUUAUUUUGAAUAUUUUUCAAAAUAGUUUUAAUCUAUUUUUCUUCAAAUUUAUGGUUUUCUCACUACAGUGUGUAAUAGUAGGGUUGGAAGAUUUAUGCUCAAGUUAGGGAGGCUGAUAUGCGCUUUGAAGAUUUUUGCUUGAGUUAAGCUAGGGCAGUGGUCUGCAAAUCGCAACUCGUGAGAUGCAUGCCGCUCUUUAAUGUUGGCCAGAAAUUGGUUUUGACUUCGAAAAACAUGGUUCAUGACAAGAAAUUUGGCCCUCAAACAUUUUUUAAUCCCUCUGUUGCUGAUUUUUGGCUCUUUUGAUUAAUGAGAUUUCCGACCGCUGGGCUAGGGGCACUGAGUUUUCACUCUAUGGACAUUUAGCGUUCAGGUUAGGUAGAGGAAUAUAUUUUAAGUUUGAAGAUUUUUCUCCCCACAAAAAUUAAUUAGAUAUGAAUUUUUUUUCUUCUAAUUUAGAAAGAAACAGUUUCUGUAAAAUUUGAUUUGUUACUUUUUUCAAUUACUUAUUAAAUGUUUUUUAAUAUAAUAAUUUUCAUGCAACGGAAGAUUAAAAAGGUCAUUUAAAUUUUUUUUAUUCUAUAAAAAAGCACAUCUCAUCAUUUUCCUUAUUUUUAUUGGUCUCUGUAAGCAGCUAAAACACACUCUCUCCCUUUCCCCUCCACAAUUUCACCCCUUUUUUUUUGCACUACUUUUGCUGUCAUGGCAACAAAGAUGGUGACAGUGUGAAAGAUUGUUAAAAAACACAGUAAAAUAGGGUGAUUGGUCAUGCAUAAAAUUACCAAAUCAUGAAUUAAACUUACUUGAAAACUUACGCAAAAUGAAAACUUUGAAAACAUGUGGAUGCCAGUAAAGCUUAAAUCGCUGACAACGUUUCCAUUCAUAUCUUCAUGAAUUAGUAUUAUAAUUAGUAUUCCGCAACAAGUUUUGGCACCAAGAUAUGUUUGUGACCUUAUUAUCAUAUCUUAGAGAACUAUCCAGUUUGAAACACCUCCAAUGAUGUGAUUGCUGUGACAUAACAUAACUGAUAUAAUAACUGUUGUUUUAUUUACUUAAAAUGCACAUUUACCAUAUAUUGUUCAUGAAUGCUCCUCAGGUUUACUUGCUGCUAUAAUUGGUUAUUAAAAAGAUUUAGCAUUGGACUUAUAGUUUUUGAGCUAUAAUUUUUUUAAAUCCAAGGCUACCUGCCAGGGCAAUUCUUGGGUACCUGAUUUUAAGAAGUUUUUUUUUUUUAAAUCAUAAAAAACAAUAAAAUUAGAAUUUUUUUAUUUUGACGCGCCCACUAUGGCCUGUUAUUCCCACUAGUGCUUGUCUGCUAAGGGUGGCGAUUGCACGUUUGGUGGAUUGUCACGUUUGAUGCAUCUUCAAGUGCAAAGAGUAGAAACUAAACUAUAAUACAUUUUUCGGCUAAAGUUUACUGCAGUUCUUGUCAGUUCUUGUCUUAUUUUUAAAAAUGAAAACCUGUGGGUCUAUAUUCUAAAAAGUUAUGAGAGUUCAAAGGUCAACAUAUCCUCCCAAGCUCAUAGUAUAUGCAACAAAAUGCUAAGUGUACUAGAUUACCAAGGUAAGGUGAUGAAACAAUUGAAUAGAUCAAUGUAAAGUUUAUGAAAUUAAUGUAGACUAAUAGUGAUGAUCUUUUAGUUGAAGAUAUAUCUGAAACAGAAUUUUGAAAUCAAUACCAUUACAUCAGUAGAUAAUAAAACCGGCCUGCAGUAGUUGGCCAUCAAGGUGACCAUGGUAAUGGCUAUGUGGGUCGACGGGUACCAGGACAGAUGUGUUUCAAGUUUUUGACAGCUUUAGGUAGUACUUAAGCUUUUAAUAAACAGAUGUUUGAAACCACAUUUUCUCAGGUUAGAUUGGACUGUGUAAUUUUGCAUUGAUUCAGUUUUUUUUUCCUUUUCUUUUUGCUACAGCCUCAUCAGUUUGAUGAAUGUCGCUUUGAUGUAAGUGUGAAUGACAAUGUGUGGUAUCUGAGAGCAGCAAACCCUGAAGAGAGACAUACUUGGAUUGAAGCCAUUGAACUACACAAAGUAUGUUGAUAUUUAAAGCAUUCCCUGCUGUAUGUGCAAGUGUAUGCCAUACACCGACCAAUACAAUUUUAAUUUCAUUAGUUAUCUAUUAAUGAUAUGCCCUGUGGCGGUUGGUGUAAUUGGUUGUGCUGAUUUAAAGGCAUAAAAAUAAAAUAAAUUUACCUUGUUUUGUAGCAGGCUGAUUCAAGCUAUGGCAGUGAGAACAACUUGCGGCGCCAUGGAUCCGUACUGUCUCUGGCAUCUGGAACCAGUAUUUCUCAAGCCUCCACUUCAUCAUUCAAAGUGAGCAUAUCAUCACCUUUCAAAGCUUAAAAAUAUGAAAUAAAGAUUUUCAGCAAUUAAGGAAACCACUUCAAUAUUCUUUUUAUUUUUAACAAGUCUGGCUUUAAAACAAUAUAAUGUGUACUACUAAUGGAGAGUUUUAAUUUUUAAAAGUGAAUUGUUUUGGUUUGGAACUGCAUAAUGGUGGCUUUUAGUGGAGAUAAAAUCAAGUGUUAUAUGUUUACUUACUCUUAUACUUAGGCCUACUUCAUGUCUCUAUGCUUGGAAGUGCUUAAUAAAUCAGUUACCCAUUGGAAUAACUCAAUAAUGUUUGAGACAAAUCUAACUGUUGUAAAACAAAAGCAGUUGAGAACCAAAUGACACCUUUACAAGAUCACAAAUUAUGUAUUUAAGCUGCUUAAAGCUGUAAUAACACACUUGCACUGUCAUAACUCAAAUUUGCAUCAAACCCAGGUCUAUUAAAAUUAAUGUUAUAAUGAACCGAAUAGAAUUUGAGGCUGGGAUGUCUGUUCAAUAAUUCCUGAAUGAUGAGGCAUGAGCAAUGAUUCAUGAGCAUGAAUAAGAUUUGAAAUGGCUGGAGUGUUGUGAUCUUCAUCAGUGAUAUUUGUAAAGUUCUAAACCCCCCUGAAGAGACUGGGCAUUACAAAUGAUUUUGUGAGAUACGAUACAAAUAAAAAUUAAGUAGCUUUGCAAAUGAAAAUUUUUUACCCCCAUAAUGUCACUAAGGCAAGUGGACUUGCCAAACUUAGUUUACCAUAUUCACCAUGACAUAAUUUAUUUUUUCAUAUCCUGUUUGAGUGUUCCUUCAUAGGUAAAUGGCUUGAAGGCAUAGGGCAUACAAUUAUUGUUCAAUAUGUAAAUGAGAUGGGUAUAAGUAGGGCUCAAUAAUUUCUUGUUUAGAUUCCAUUCAUCAUAUCUCUCAUCACAGGUUCGGUGAUGGUUAAUGAUCUUGGCUAAAUUCUAAACUUUUAUAUGGUGAAUGGUGUAUUUUCAGGAAUAUUUGUUACUUUCCAAAUGUCAUUAGACAUCACAUCACCUAUUAUUUGUGUGGAAAGUGUCAGCUUAUAAAUUAGCUUAUGUGAUAGUAGCAUCAUGCUUGCCCAGAAAUUUCCAAGGGAUAUAUGGUCUCUAUAUGUCAAAAAAGCUGAAAAAUCUGCUGAUUUCUUCAUGUUCAGGAAUAUAGUGGUUAGUGUUGCAGGCAAAAUAAUGUUGAGAGUUGUAUCAUUAGUUGGUCUUUAUUUUUAUUUCUGUCAUCAUUUUGUCUGUAGAGUUCAAGCAGUACAAAAAGUUUUCAUGUAAAUUGACCUCAAAUGAUAUGAUUUCCUGUAAAUAUAUUAAAAGAAAAGUUUAUUCCUAAUUAUUUAAGAAACAGAUGUUGAGAAGAGGUUUUAAGAAAAAAGAGGAAUGGAAAUGUAUCUGUUAUUCUGUUCUUGAAUAAAACUUAAGAGAUUUUGAAGGAUAGUAAUAUUAUCUACCAAUCUUUCUGAAAUUCAUUAUGCCAUGAAAAAUUAUAUUUCUUUUAUUCACCAUCAAAUAAUGGUGAGGUAAAGGAGUAAUUGUUUUUGGAGAGAAACUCUUGAAAUAUCUUUUUAUAAAUAAAGAAUAUAGCCAGGAGUUUUGUUUCUGGAAGAACUGAAUAAUUAUUGAUUGUCAAAGAGUAUUUAUUUGAAAAGUUAAGUACAAAUUUCAACACUAAAAUCUGUGAUGAAAUGUUUAAAAUUGCAGCGUGGCCGUGGUUUGAAAGAAAAGCUGGCGGAAAUGGAGACUUUCAGGGAUAUUUUAUGCAGACAGAUAGACACCCUCCAAAGCUAUUUUGAUUCAUGUGCCUCUGCUGUAACUCAUGGAGCGGUAUUGGAAUGUAAGUUAAUGAUGUUAAGAUCAUUAGAUUUUCUGCUGGGUGCUUGUUAUUUUGGUGUGAUAUGAUUAAUUCUGAGAAACUGAUCAGUGUUAAGAAAUUAUUGCUAUCAGAUUUUUCCCUGCUCAUGGUUCCAGAUGGUCAACUUUGGUUGCUUUCCAUGUGACAUUCCUUUUACUAAAUGACUCUCAGAUGGUCUCAUAAAAACUUCAUUUUAAAGUGUCACUUCUUUGGAUUUAUCUGAACUAAAUAAAAAUACUUUGAACUUAUUAAUGUUUCAUUACUAUUAUAUUUUGUAACCAAAUAUUAGUUCAAAUGACUUGGUUGCUUUCCAUGUGACAUUCCUUUUACUAAAUGACUCUCAGAUGGUCUCCUAAAAACUUCAUUUUAAAGUGUCACUUCUUUGGAUUUAUCUGAACUAAAUAAAAAUACUUUGAACUUAUUAAUGUUUCAUUACUAUUAUAUUUUGUAACCAAAUAUUAGUUCAAAUAUUUUCUGCAAUUUAUCAUUUGCCAGAUGUAUUUUCUGUGGGAAAAGCCUUUGUAUUCUUAAAACAUAUUGUUAUAGUAUUUAACCUUUAAAUAUGAUGAAUGUAUUUUCUUAUUUUAAAUUUUGUAAAAUGAAACAUUUAUGAAACAUGCAUACGUUGACUUGUAUAUUAUUUUUGAGUCUGUUUAUGUUAUAUUGAGAAAUUGUUGCAGCUAGAGAUUUAAGUUAAGUUAUUUCUUUCUACUCCAGCAGUUUAUGCCUGGUCACCAAUAUAUUAAAUGCUUUUAAAAUUAGUGAAACUCUGUUUUAUUGUUUUUCGACCAUUUAAAUUCAGUUAUCUCGGGCCCUUAAUUAAUAAAUCUCUGUGGUAUCUGUAGAAUUCUAAUCUUUAUAGGAAAUGUUAUUUUCCAUAUUUUCACCAAGAACUUAAUCACUUAUUUAUUUAGUGAAUGAACAUGAUGACCUUGAUGAUGAUUUUGACAUUUCACAUCCUGAGAUUCAUCAUCAUAGACUAGAUGGUUUGAGGGGGAAAGACCUUGGUAAGUCUGAUUUAUGCAAAAUUUAUUUAUAUCUAGUUUUAAAUUAUAAAUGAAUGCACAUUUUUUAAAAUUACAUGGUACUGACUAAUGUAUAAAUAAUAAGCUCUCAUACAAGGUAUACAGAAUGUACCAAAUAUCUGUUUAUUAUAGUAGUUCACAUCAAGUUUAUGAAGAUUAGUUGAAGUUGUUUUUUUUCUAAUCAAGUAUGUCAACUUGGCUUUCAGCUUCCAUUCUGCAACAACAUGGGGGUCAUGCUGUUGACUUUAAAGGUGAGGCCUUCACUUUCAAGGCCACCACUGCUGGUAUCAUAGCAACCAUGUCACACUGUAUAGAACUUAUGAGCCAGAGAGAAGAAGCUUGGAAAAAAAGAUUAGACAGGGUAAGACAAAGACAAAAAGUGCCAUUCUAAAUACAGUAGAGCAUUUUCUGAACACUGAUGAUCCGAAACUUUGGUUAUCUGAACCACCCUGUCUUUUAAAAAAAUGUUAAUAAUGUAAGCAAUUUGCAUGGCAUGAAGCAUUGACUUACUAUUAUCGAAAAACAAUUCUAAGUACUAUAGCACAUUUCAUGUAAAAUAAAAUAAAUUUUAAAGCAAUAAAUUUGAAAAGUUGAUGAUAACAGUACAAAAAAACCCAACUAAACAAUAAUGAAGCAUACUUAUAUAAGGUAAGAAUAUAUUUUAUUAUAUGCUGUAACUUCUCCUGCACAACAUUUCUGUUGGAGUGUUCAGUUAUAUGAAGAAAUGGUUAUCCCAAUAGCCCCCAGGUCCCCAUUAGUUUGGGAUAAUUUUCUCCAUACUGUAUGUUUUCUAAUGGUAUGGAAGAUAAAUAAAAUGAAAUAAAGUGUUAUGUAUUUAUGUAUGCACAAAUUUUAAAGCAUACUCUGUAAUAUUUUAUUAUAUUUAAAAUUAAUUUCUGAUGGGCCUUUAAGUUGAUCACUUUGUGUUUAUGGAUGUGUUUUUUUUUUCAUGAGUAUUGGAGAAGGGGGGAUAAAAGUAUAGGCAAAUUAUGUUUAUAUUGAGAUUUAUGAAAGGAGUAGAUAAACUGAUCAAAUAUCAGUAAGCAUUUUUUAUAAUGCUGAAUUGACAGCAUGGAUAGAAAAAACAACUUUUUUAGUACACAAGAAAGAAGGUAUGAAGCAAAGUACACACUGAUGAAUAUAGCUCUAGGCAUAUUUAACAUAACAUUAUAAGAAGGGUGACUUGUACUUAUGUAAAUUGGAUCUUAACUACUAUUGAUUGCAACCUUAGUAUGUAUAAUCAAGGAAUUAGCCUCAAGCAGCAUCAGUAAAAAGGCAUCUAUUUGUGAGUAAAAAAAAACAACAUUGACAGUAAAAGGUACUAGCUUACGUUAAAAACAUUGAGAGUUAAUGGUAUUAGCUUGAGUUUGAAGCUUUUAUCAUAGCUUUUGAACUAAUAAAGGCUUCUUGUUAAGUACAUUUUAUAAUUGUGUUAUUAUGAAGGAAAAUGCUCCCAUGUUCAGUUAAAAAAAACCAACCCAUUGGAAUUCAUCAAAAUACUGUAAACUAAUUAAAAUUGUCAAAAUUAUCUUUUUUUUCUGCAUAGUUAAAGUAUAUCUUGACAACUUCAUUCCCUUGAAUUUUUCUAAUUUCAGGAAGUAGAUAAAAGAAAAAAAUUUGAAGAGUCAUAUAAGGCUUUAAUGUCUGAUAAAACCAAGAAGGUGAUUGUUGGAGGACCAGAUUACGAGGUAAAUACACCAAAAUAUUUUCUGAACUAAUAUUAAUAUUAUAAUUAAAACUUUGCUUUUAUGUUAAAUGAGAUCAUAAUUAAUUUUGCCAGAAGCAGAUUAGAUUCUAGGUAUUUUAUGUUUCUUUGAAUCUUGUUCUUAGGAAGGCCCACAUUGCCUUAUUCCAGAGGAUGAGUUUUACGAUGCUGUCGAUGCCACAUUAGACAAACUAGAGAAGGAAGAAGAGAAGGUAGAGAUGGUUCAUUUAAAAUAACUUUUAACUAGAUAAAAAAAUAAUUAAAGCCAGCGAUGUGGUCAGGUGAGCCAUUUACCAAUAAUCUUAAGCUUACGAUUGUGCACAUAUAUGCUUUAACCCAUGUUCCUUUUAUUUACAGAAGUGGAGCCUUGACUCUUUUAAAGACUCCCUCAACAAACCUGAUCAUGUGAUCUCACUAUCACCAUCCCAUCAUUUUUACAAGGAGGUAAGUACGGGGAUUGUUAUGUAUUUACUGUAAAUAUUUAACACUCCGAGCUGACCAUAAAAAAAUAUUUCUUUCAACAAAGAGACGGAGAACAACACCUUGUUUCCAUGUUAUUUGUAUUCAAAUGACCAUAGUUAUAAAAAUUGUUACUAGAAAAAAAAUGAGUCUACAAGAGAGAAAGCAAGGAACUCGACAGAUUAAAUCUACUUAUUUGUUACAAGCAUGCCUUUUACCUUUAAAAAAUAAAGUCACAGGAAAUACCUUCAGCACGAAAAACAGAAAGCAUCAUUCAAAUACUUUUAUUAAAAAAAAUUGAUGAAUUCUUUUCUAAAUGUAAACAAUUUUUUCUUCAUUGCUUUACACUAAAGUGAAACUAAACAUUGUGGAUAAAAGGGCUUUUUGGUACAGUAUGUGAGAAAUUUGUAGAUAUAAGAGAUGCACUAUUGCACUGGCGUGUAAAAUAAUUCUUCCCCAACACAUGGCAUCUGUUUGUGCAGAUCAAUGAAGUAGUGAGUAAUCACAUGCGGCGCCUUAUGACAGAACAGAUAGAAGAGAAGGUCGACUGGGUCUGUAUUGUUGACCAGGGGGAUCUCAAGGUUUUUAAGAGAGAGCUUGAGGAGAAUGGUGUACCUAUUGACCCAAUGAAGGCAGUUUGUACUGUCAAGGUAAGGAUCAUUAGUAUGACUAAGGAUGUUAAAAGAUUAUUAAAUUUCCAAUCUUUGGUUUUGAAAACAACUAUCAAUUUAAUAUUUUGAUAAAUCAAAGUGAAUGUCACUAAUGAAAGAAUUAAUAAACUAGGGUUCCCAAAUUAUAUUUUUGAAAAAAUUAAAAAAAUUAUAAUAAAAUAAAUAUUACCAUUCCCUUAGUUUUUUUAUUUUUCAUUAUCAUGCUCAUAAAUGUGGUCCAUAGUCAAAGGUGAAUAGUAAGAUAAGAUAAGAUAAGAUUCUUUUAUUGAUCCUAACAAAUGGAAAUGUUUAUGAUUGCAUUGUACAUUUUCAGCACAUAAUAAAACAAUUUGAACACAAGUAUAAUUAUUUCACUAGUAAAAAAAAACAACAAAAAAAAACGGCCAUUCAGUGAGUUGUCUUAUAUCAGGGACUUAUUAUUUCUCAUUAAGAUUUGUGACUUCAGGGGGAUCACGCUGGUAUAUUCGUACAGAUUGGGGAACAAAAUAAUUUUUAUAUCUUUCAGUCCUCGCCUUGACGGAAAGAAUUCGUCAAUUCGGGCCAACCCUAAGUAUUUGUGAUAAAGAGGGUGUAAUGCAUCAUCCAAAAUGUGUUUAGUUUUACAAUAACAUCUUUUUUCAAAUAGUUUUUCAAGUGAAGGAUGUUUAGUUUGUGUUAUGUUCCUAGCUUUCUUGAUUAGUCGGUUUAUGCUGUGUUCAAUAUCAGAUGUUGAAUUCCCACACCAGCAGGUGAUACUGAAAUUAAGCAGGCUUCCAAUUGUUGCACUGUAGAAUAAGUUAAGGACUUGUUUGUUUAAGCCAAAAUUGUACAAUUUUUUUAGGUAGAACAGUCUUUGGUUGAAUUUCUUAUACAGCAAUUGGCGUGCUCAUGCCAUGUUAGCUUAGUAUUAAUGGUGACACCUAAGUACUAAUAUGCCUUCACUUUCUCUACACUUUGAUUUUUUAUGUUGAGAUCUGUAAUCUGGUGUUUCUCCCUCCUGAAAUCAACAACUAUUUCCUUUGUUUUUGAGACAUUCAGCUGAGCAAAUUGAAAGAUUGGAACGGUACCGCUUGAGCUUUGAAUAUCAUUGGUAUAUAUUGUAUACAGUAGGACCAAAUUGUGAGGAAAAAAUCCCUGUCAAUGGCAACAUUUCCAUUAUUAUUUUUGUUUGAAAUUUAAAAAAAAAUUAAAAAUUAAGGAACCUUAGGCUUAUUUAAUUCAUUCAUUUAUUGAAAUUCAUCACUAUCAUGCUGAUAAACAUGGUCAUUGACAAAAUAAAAUGUUAAAAUAUUCCACAAAAUUAGUCACGUUUAUGGACACAAAUGUAAUGGAAGAGAAUAAUGAAACUUUCAGUAAAGUUAAAAGAUAUAAUUAUUGAUUUUAAUUUUGUAUUAUUAGGAAUAAAAUAGCCUUUAAUUUAAAUCAUAAGCCUACACACAUGAUCAUGUAUCACUGUUAUGUAUAAUAAUAAUGUAGAAACAUUUACUGCAUUGUCAUACUAAACAAAGCUCAACAUUUGUUCAACUUUUGUUUAAUCUGGGUCAAAUCUAAAUUUAGCCGAUAAAUGGUAGUUGCUGAUAAACGAAAAAUUUAAAUGUCGACCAAUAUGAACAUGAUUUCAAUGUCAAUGUAUGGUUUAGCACAGUGGUUGGCAAACUCAUUAGUCAAAUAAAAUUUCUAAAUGUCGGGUUCUAUAUUUUUAGUUUUUUUAUACCCUAAUGCAAAUGACACUAUUUGUACACAAUCCUGCCUCAGGGUAUCACAGGGCAUGAGGUUUGUCACUACUUCUGGGCGUUUGACACAAGAAUGGAGUGGGAAGGUAAGAAUCCCAAUUAAUUUAUGGGCACAUUUUUCUGUAGCUUAUACAUUUACUGGUAAAAUAGGUGACGCCAUUAGGCUAGUGACUAAAAUACAUUAUCUCUAGUUGUUUUAAAAGAGUUACGGUUUUUAAAUACAUGAAUUUUUUUCAUUUUUUUAAUUAAUAAAAAAGUUCUAUGUUGUAUUAAUUUAAUGUCAGUUUUGCAUAAAAUUCUUGACUUUGUGCAGCAACUCUUGAUGGGAGCAGAGUAGUUGAAUGGCUGUCCGAUGAUACAUUUAUUAGUAAUAAUGUGAUUAAAAGAGUCUGGCCAGCCUCACAAAGAGAUGCUCUCUUUUGGUCCCAUAUCCGUCACAUUUCCAAACGUAAUGAUGAAAAUCCUGACUGCUGGAUAGUUGUCAACUACUCUUGUGAACAUCCAGACUGUACAGUAAGUUAUGUUUUGUAGAUUUAACACUACUAUUUAGACAUUUGUUCACCUAGUCUCUACCAAUGUAUUUAUAAAACUUAGUCUAUAUAUCCAUUGAAAUAAUAGGCAGUUUUUUUUUGUUUUUUUUUACAUCAUUUCCACAUUGAUAAAGAUGGCUUUUAAUUAAUUCCUUUUUAUAAUGCAUAAAAAAAAGCAAGAGAUUCAUUCUUUUAUUACAAAAUGUUUUCUUGCAUCUUAUUUGAUUUUCUAUUCACAUUUUUUGUCUUCAGUGUCUAAGCUCAUUUGGAACCCUGUAUUAAUAUUUUAUCUCCAGCCCAACAAAUAUGUACGAAUAACCAUGAACGUGGCCCUAAUUUGUGAAACAAUUAUUGAGCCCCCUGCGGAUGGUAACAUCACACGGGACAACAUAACAUGUAAAAUAACAUAUACAGCUGAUGGUAUGGUCAUUUUGAUUUUUGAACUUUUCUCAUUUCUCUGUUUGCUUAGGUUGUAAACAAAUUUUAUUGCUUUAAAUUCUUCUCCAGAAAAAUAACUAAGGGCGAGCUUAAGUAAUAAAAAGCUUAAUCAUAUUUCUACUUUUUUUUUUGUUUGUUGGAAUACUACAGGAAGUUUUCCAUGGUGAAAUACACCCGGAACAAAAAUUAAUUUUUGUGAAUAUUCAAGUAUUAAACGAUGAAGAAUCUUAUAUUUUCAAUGAUGUAUAAUUCAUUUGGUAAGUGUUUUCUUGAAUUUUUUCCCCAUCUAGUUAAUCCAGGAGGUUGGGCUCCAGCUUCAGUUCUGAGAGCUGUGUACAAGAGGGAAUACCCCAAGUUUCUCAGGCGAUUUACAAGUUUUGUUAUUGAUAAAACAAAAGGCCAAGAUAUAUUGUUUUAAUGAAAUCUAUCGGCUGUUUCUAAAAGUUGACGGCUUGCUGUGGGUGAAUAUUGGUCAGGUUCACUAGUAAUCUGCCAUAUUGACUGAUAGGCCGGUCUGUUUAUAACAAAUUGUUUAAUUUUUAUUUAUUCCUGUAAGUUUUGCAACAAGUUGAUGUAUUUAUUGGAGCUCAGUGCACGUGUUUAUGGGAUUCAUUUUAAAUGGGAGCAAAUAUGUUACGUUUUGAUGUAUUAUAAUUAAAACAAACUGAAAUAAUCUCUCCAGGCAAAAGCUGGUGAUGUUGUGCAGGCCAUAACAUAGGUGUGGGGUGGUCAGCCAGCCAUUUGGUCCAGGC